Molecule: messenger RNA, 3075 nt
Organism: Phasianus colchicus (ring-necked pheasant)
Lineage: Eukaryota; Metazoa; Chordata; Aves; Galliformes; Phasianidae
Source: RefSeq, a predicted model, not a curated record
CUGUGGGAGCUGCUGGCACCCCAAGAUAACCCCAAACCCCACGCUGCAGGACAGGAACCAGGGCUCAGGCUGUGGCCCCAACGCUUCCUGUUCGACAGAAAGAAACACAGCGAGGCAGCGGCAGCAGCACGAAGCUGCGGGCACCCGGAGGACAGCGUUUGUGCCCUGCAGCCCCGCGCUCACCCAGCUGCACCGAGGCACAGCCAGCAAGAAACCUAACAGGUUGAAAAGCAAAGCUAAAGGACACGGUUGGUAAUUAGAGAGGGUAACUUCAGGCAGUGGCAGAAGGACAUAAGUUAUUCGCUCUCCAAGAAGGCCUCAACGCUUUGCUCAGCUCGGGGUGAGUAAUGGACCGCGUGUUUCCUUAAGCCUUACCUUGGUUUACAACAACUUCUGGUUAACUGAAGUGCUGCAGGGAGGCCUGAGGGAUGGCUGGGUGGGUGGCAGGGCCCCAGUGGGUGAGUGAGCCAUGGACGGGAACUGCAGGGUCACUGUGGUAUGGAGAAUAACACACGGAAAUAACCUGCUCAGCCUCUUGUAGCCCCAGAUCCCUUCUGCUGGAAGUGCGUGGCAGUAAGAACCACCCAAAAAGUGGAAUGCUGCUGGAAUUGCUCAGUAAGGGCCGGGUAAAAUUAGAGAUGCUUCAGAAGCUGUUGGAAGCUUCAAAGAAUGGGAUAUUCAAACAGAGAGCACAGGAGUGCUGCCCAUCUCUCGGAAGCACCAGAUCACCCAGCCGUGCAGCAGCGCUCUGGUUUGCAGGCACUUCCUCUGCCCUAUGCAGGAGCAGCUGGCCAGUGGCACAUCCAGACCAAAGGAGAGGCUCACUGCAGACUAACAAGCAUGGAAGUGUUAUAUACAUAAAUGGGUUUUUACUUGCUCGCAUUUUUUCCCCCCAUUAAACUCAAUGACUUCCUAAUUGCUUGAGACAGAAUGAGACCAACAGAGUUUUUUUGUUUGUUUGUUUUUGGCAAAAAAACUCACCCUGCAGAUGCACAUGGUGCAGUAGUGCAGGUGCUCAGCCGCCCACCUGGCUCAGGCCACAGAAUACCCCCCAAAUACAGAGCAGAGGUGGAAUUUGUGCGGGUCACAGCACCCACCCCAACGAGCAGCGAGCGCAGGGUGGGAUGGGUUACACCAUCAGCACACUGAGCUCACAGACAACACAUCCUACUACAACCACCACCACCCCUCGGUUUUAGCAGGACAGGGGGUCUCGCUAUGAUCAGCCCCCCAGAACGGGCCCGGCCGCGGCGUGCAGGCGAAAGCUACGAGGAGAAAUGCGAGCGGCGACAGGAGACACGCGAGGCUUUGCGGCGCCGUGGCCACGCACACAGCGCCCGGCGGCCGGGCCGCAGCGAGGAGCAGCCACAGAGCCCACGGCAGAGAGAGUUCCUGCGCAGGCGGAACCUCGGGAGCACCGCCGGGGAGCUCAGCGCACCCGUGCUGCUCCAGCGCCCAUGGAGUCACCCUGUGUGCCCAUCCACACUCGCCCCACUUGGGCUCAGCAGUCCUACAGGCAUUUUGGCUGAAGCCAUCCCUAGGCCACACUCCUCUACAAGCACCAGAGGAACUCAGACUCCUGCAAGCACAAGGGUGAAGGACUCAGGCCAACAGACAGACUGUGGAAAUACAGUUUUCAAUAAGGAAAUCGUGCAGCUCUCUGGUUACCUGAAGGAGGCCCUGCACCGUGAGCUGCUGCUGAAGCAGAAGAUGGUGAUCCUGCAGGAGCUGCUCGCCACACUGCUGCACGCCUCCGAGAAGUCCUGGCAGGGUCAGCUGAAUGAAGAUAAACUCAAGUGUAAACUGAGGGCCCUGGAAAAUCAGCUGCAGGCCUGCACCCAGAGUUACUCAAAGGAGUGUGUGAAGAAGAUCCUGAUAGAGAUGGAGGACCAGAAGCAGACCUACGAGCAGAAGGCAAAGGAGGCUCUGCAGAAAAUGCUCGAGGACAAACUCCAGGCAGAGCAGCAGCUGCAAAACUCUCAGAGGUGCCUGGCUGUGACGAGGGAGGACCUUGCCUUCUGGAAGGAGCACUACACCAUGCUCAAAUCCGAAUUGGCCCAGAUGACCAAGGCACACAGCGAGCUCAAGAGCAACCUCCACGCCCUGCAAAGCCAACUGCAGCACACAGCUACACGGAAUGAGGAGCUCUGCCAGGCCCUGGACUUCCUGCAGCACGAGCACGCUGAGCUCCAGCAGCACGCUGACACCCUGCAGCAGGACAACCAGCUCCAAGCCAAGCACAUCUGCAACAUCGAAGGUAAAUUGCAAAAAGAACAAAAUCAGAAGCUAAUAUUGGAGGCAACAAUCAGCCAGCUGCACAACCUGAUGCAGAACCAGACCAAUGAGCAGAAAACACAGGAAGUGAUGGUGCAAAGGAAAGAUCAGGUUUUCACCACGCAGAACCCACCUCUCACUCCUGCCAAGGAAGUGCAAAAUGUUCUGUCUGAGCAUCCCAAGGAGAAGGCAGAAGAAAGCCUGAGGGAUGAGAUACAGGAAAGGACAUCCCAGCUUACAGCAAAGGAGAAAGAGGUAUGUAUGGGCACACGAGCAGCAGAAGGGGAAAUCCCCCCUCGUCACAUUGCACACACACAGGUGAAGCACCAUAGCUGCUGUGGUAGCCCUGCCAGUUCUGGGGUGCCUGAAGCCACAGGAUUCCCUUCCACUGACUCCUGCCUCCAUUCCCUCCCUCUCUCCCCCCCCUCCCAGUGCCAGGAGCUGCGUGCAGAGCUGGAGGCACUAAGUGAGGAGUACCGCUGCUGCCUGAGCUGCCUGCGCCAGUGCCGCCAGGAGCUCAACCAAAGCCAGAUGGUGAAGAGACAACGUGGUAACUGGCUCCCUCUUCUGCUGGCAGUGAUAGCAAUAGCCAUGGCUGCUGUGCUGGCCAGCUACAAACCAUGAGCACCUCCUCAGUGACUUCCAUGCAGAACUGACUCCUGACCUGCUGGCAGCAACCUGCCUUCACUGCAGUGCUCCUUCUACCGCUCCUUGCCUGCUUCUGGCCGAGACCCGAGCUGGUUUCGGCCAGACAAACUGACACAGCUCCAAUAAAUGUGGGGAGAUCACCCUUCUCUUCCA